AGAAAACGCUGACCCUUGACACCGCCAGAAACUUUCCCAGACUUGGCCUCCAUUGGUAGAAGGAGUCGCCCCACUCACGACGGGCGCCCCACGAGAGUCCCGGAGGCAGGCGGAGUUGGGGGCCUGAAGGAUUAGAAGGAUAGAGUCCCUAUCCCUCGGUCGGAAGAGAUUAGAAUCUGGGCAGGACGUGUCCAAGCUGGAGUCUUCAGAAAGUAGGUGCAGCAUCUGCGGCUCCUGGUGUCCAGCCCUCAGAUUUUAUAACAUUCAAGAAGCACAUGAAAGACGCCUCUCAUCAAGUAUUCUUGAUUAAGUUAUGAAAAUGGAAUUGAAGCUUAUUUUCCACCUUUGUAUGGAGACAUUUGGUAAUGCCUCAAGAUGGUUUGGCCUGUCACAACUGGAGGCAGUGGGUGCAAUAUGGGCAUUUGGGGAGUAGAAGCCAGGGAUGCUGCUAUUCAAGAUGCACAGGACAGCUCCCCAAAAUAAGGAGUCCACUGGUCCAAAGAGUUUUAUAAAUGGACACUGACAUGGACUACGAAAGACCCAACGUUGAAACCAUCAAGUGUGUGGUUGUGGGAGACAACGCCGUGGGGAAGACACGCUUGAUCUGUGCCAGAGCGUGUAAUACGACGCUAACACAGUAUCAGCUGCUGGCCACCCACGUGCCUACCGUGUGGGCGAUUGACCAGUACCGAGUGUGCCAGGAGGUCCUGGAGCGAUCCCGGGAUGUGGUUGAUGAAGUGAGCGUUUCUCUCAGGCUUUGGGAUACUUUUGGCGAUCAUCACAAAGACAGGCGUUUUGCAUAUGGCAGGUCUGAUGUUGUGGUCCUCUGUUUUUCGAUCGCUAAUCCCAAUUCCCUAAAUCAUGUGAAAACCAUGUGGUAUCAAGAAAUCAAGCACUUUUGCCCUCGCACACCUGUUGUUCUAGUAGGCUGCCAGCUAGAUCUCCGCUAUGCUGAUCUUGAAGCUGUUAAUCGAGCCAGACGCCCUUUAGCGAGGCCCAUAAAGAGAGGGGAUAUUCUGCCCCCAGAAAAAGGCCGAGAGGUUGCUAAGGAGCUGGGCAUACCAUACUAUGAGACGAGUGUGUUUGACCAGUUCGGAAUCAAGGAUGUGUUUGACAAUGCGAUCCGAGCUGCACUGAUCUCCCGCCGACACCUGCAGUUCUGGAAGUCUCACCUAAAGAAAGUCCAGAAGCCUUUGCUUCAGGCACCAUUCCUACCUCCAAAAGCCCCUCCGCCAGUCAUCAAGGUUCCAGAAUGUCCCUCCAUGGGGACAAGUGAAGCUGCCUGUUUACUGGACAACCCUCUGUGUGCCGACGUCCUGUUCAUCCUUCAGGACCAGGAGCACAUCUUUGCACAUCGAAUUUACCUCGCUACCUCCUCUUCCAAAUUUUACGAUCUUUUUUUAAUGGAAUGUGAAGAAACCCCAAAUUGGAGCGAAGGAGCUGGUGAGAAAGAGAAGCAGAGCCGGGAUUGCCAGGGACAAGCAUUGAGCCUUGACCCAGACGAAGAGCGGGAGGAAGGAACCCCGAGGACACCUCAGGCCAAUCAGUGGACGUCCUGGAGCCAGAACCUGUCCCAGCAGGAGAGCCUGGGGCUGGAAGGCGAGAGCUCGGUUCUGGAGACGCAGACCUUAUCAGGCUGGAGCAAGGGGUUCCUGGGCAUGCACAAGGAGAUGCAGGUCAAUCCCGUUUCAAAGCGGGUGGGCCCCGUCACUGUGGUCAGGAUGGACCCCUCUGUCCAGCCUGGCCCCUUCCGGACCCUGCUCCAGUUUCUCUACACGGGACAGCUGAAUGAAAAAGAAAAGGACUUGGUAGGCCUGGCUCAGAUUGCAGAGAUUCUGGAGAUGUUUGAUUUGAGGAUGAUGGUGGAAAACAUCAUGAAUAAGGAAGCCUUCAUGAACCAGGAGAUUACAAAAGCCUUUCACGUCAGGAAGGCCAAUCGGAUAAAAGAGUGCCUCAGCAAAGGGUCAUUCUCAGAUGUGACAUUUAGGUUGGAUGAUGGAGCCAUCAGUGCCCACAAACCAUUGCUGAUCUGUAGCUGCAAGUGGAUGGCUGCUAUGUUCGGGGGCUCGUUUGUGGAAAGUGCCAACAGUGAGGUAUAUCUCCCGAACAUAAACAAGAUGUCAAUGCAAGCGGUAUUGGAUUAUCUUUACACCAAGCAGUUGUCGCCUAACUUGGACCUGGACCCACUGGAAUUAAUUGCCUUGGCAAACAGAUUUUGCCUGCCACACUUGGUUGCACUUGCAGAGCAGUAUGCUGUUCAGGAGCUGACCAAGGCCGCAAUGAGCGGCGUGGGCAUCGACGGGGAAGUGCUCUCUUAUUUGGAACUGGCCCAGUUCCACAAUGCCCACCAGUUGGCCGCCUGGUGUUUGCACCACAUCUGCACCAACUACAACAGUGUUUGUUCCAAGUUCCGCAAGGAAAUCAAAUCGAAAUCUGCAGACAACCAGGAAUACUUUGAGCGGCACCGCUGGCCCCCUGUCUGGUACCUGAAGGAAGAAGACCACUACCAGCGCGUGAAAAGGGAACGAGAGAAGGAAGACAUUGCACUAAAUAAACAUCACUCGAGACGAAAGUGGUGCUUCUGGAAUUCAUCUCCAGCAGUUGCCUGAGGAGGAAGAGAAACAAAAAUUAGUAAUCUGACACACACUUUUAAAAGCACUACUGUAAAAUUAGUCCUAUUAUUAGAGAUAAAUUGUAGUUCGGGUUUCAGGCACUGAUCUUCCUCCACUUUUGUGCAUUUAUCUUUGUUGGGAUCAAAGCACAAGCCUCCCCUUCAAUGAGCCUGGACAAAAAGGGAAGUUGACGCUCACUGCAUUCCUUAAACUUCUAUGUAUAUUUUUUGUUAGAAGGCUUAAUAAACUUUAGUCCGUUA
Hyaena hyaena (striped hyena) is the source of this 2872-nucleotide messenger RNA. It is a transcript of the gene RHOBTB1, whose product is annotated as Rho related BTB domain containing 1. The coding region runs from base 513 to 2609 and encodes 698 amino acids. Gene Ontology annotation, cellular component: cytoplasm. NCBI's taxonomy places the organism in Eukaryota, Metazoa, Chordata, Mammalia, Carnivora, Hyaenidae. The transcript is spliced from 13 exons. Gene Ontology annotation, molecular function: ubiquitin protein ligase binding; GTPase activity; GTP binding. Gene Ontology annotation, biological process: regulation of proteolysis; small GTPase-mediated signal transduction; proteasome-mediated ubiquitin-dependent protein catabolic process. The record is from RefSeq and is a predicted model, not a curated record.